Messenger RNA from Setaria italica (foxtail millet), 1024 nucleotides. Its product is annotated as organelle RRM domain-containing protein 2, mitochondrial. The transcript is spliced from 4 exons. The record is from RefSeq and is a predicted model, not a curated record. The coding region runs from base 114 to 536 and encodes 140 amino acids. Lineage: Eukaryota; Viridiplantae; Streptophyta; Magnoliopsida; Poales; Poaceae. Gene Ontology annotation, molecular function: RNA binding.
ACGGUCAGUUCGCCCCAAGCCCUAGAAAGCUCUUAAACCCCAGGUUUAGCAGAGGAGGCGAAUCCCUAAUUCCCCCUCCAGUCUUCGGCACCAGGACUCCGGCGGCGGCGGCGAUGGCGGCGGCUGUGGCGAGGUCCGGCUUCCGGCGCAUGUUCUCCAUAUCGGCCUUCGCGCCGCCGAAGCCACCCGUCCCGCGACCCCAGGCCGACCCCUCCCCGAACCUCUUCGUCUCCGGAUUAAGCAAGCGUACCACAACAGAAGGACUUCGAGAAGCUUUUGCAGCGUUCGGGGAAGUUGUGCACGCCCGAGUUGUGACGGAUCGUGUCAGUGGUUUUUCUAAGGGGUUUGGCUUUGUAAGGUAUGCUACAGUUGAAGACGCAACUAAAGGAAUAGAAGGAAUGGAUGGAAAGUUCCUUGAUGGAUGGGUUAUUUUUGCCGAAUACGCUAAACCCAGGCCGCCACCCCAGCAAGCAGAGAUGAAUUCACAGCCACAGCAAUCAUGGGGCCCUCCAUCAGGUUCCUGGGGUUCACAGUAGAUGAAGAAAAGCUCACGGAACCCUCCAUCCGGCCUUGGACUCACAGCAGAUUGAAAGGCUGCCAAUUCUGCAUCUAAUUUAUACUAGAUAUUGUGUGUGCUGUCCCAGGUGUGAAUGCCCUUGGCGUUCCGAUAUUCUUACCGUGUUGGAGUGGUCGUUUACUCGCGUCCAUGGUAUCCACACGUAGAGGUAGUUGUCAAUCCGAAUACGGACCAAAACAUGUAUUUCUGUCGAUGUGCAACAGGUGAGAAACAGUUGAAAACCAUUGCGAAUAAUGUCUGCUGUCGUGCUUGUCUUGGGAUGUUAUGCAAGGACGUCGUUUUAUUUGAAUUGUCGCCGCGCUUAUCAGCUGGUGGCUUCUGCUACUCUCCAGAGUGCUCCUGUACUAGAUAUUGUGUGCGUGCUAUCCCAGGUGUGAAUGCCCUGAAUAAUGUCUGUUGUGGUGCUUGUCUUGGGAUGUUGUUAUGCAAGGACGUCAUUUUAUUUGA